Molecule: messenger RNA, 1728 nt
Organism: Sesamum indicum (sesame)
Lineage: Eukaryota; Viridiplantae; Streptophyta; Magnoliopsida; Lamiales; Pedaliaceae
Product: flavonoid 3'-monooxygenase CYP75B137
Molecular function (GO): monooxygenase activity; oxidoreductase activity, acting on paired donors, with incorporation or reduction of molecular oxygen; iron ion binding
Source: RefSeq, a predicted model, not a curated record
UAUAUAUAUGACCAACUUGAUGCAAAACUAGCGCACACAUCAUAUACAUCAACUAAAUUGGUGUCUACUGAAGAAAACAUGAUUUCCCUAAGUGAUUCUUCACUUCUUUCAGCACCACUUCUGAUACUAAUUUCAUUGCCUAUCUUCUGGUGCCUGUUCAUGCUGUUUAUCAAGUCCGGCAAGAAAACACCCCCCUUGCCCCCGGGACCGCGAGGCUUGCCAAUUCUGGGCUACUUCCCUUUCCUUCGCCCCGAUUUGCAUAUUCAGUUCACUGAACUGGCCCGCCAAUAUGGUCCAAUCUACAAGAUCUGGCUGGGGACCAAACUCUGCAUCGUGAUCAGCUCACCGUCCCUCAUAAAAGAGAUUGUUCGCGAUCAUGACACCAUUUUCGCCAACCGCGAGAGCACUGUUGCUGGACCCAUUUGCAGCUACAACGGAAAUGACAUAGGCUUCUGUCCUUACAACUCUAGCUGGCGCACGAGGAGAAAACUCUUUGUACACGAUAUGCUGAGCAAUAGCAGCCUUGAUGCUACUUUUCAUCUUCGGAAAGAAGAGGUAAGGAAAGCGAUUAGAAACAUCUAUAACAAGAUCAAUACCCCUGUUAAAAUCUGCGAACUAGCUUUUGGGAUUAGUAUGAAUACUAUAAUGAGCAUGGUGUGGGGAAACACCAUUGAAGGGGAGAAGAAGGACAAGAUUGGGGCAGCAUUCUCGUCGCUGGUGGCAAGUUCUUUUGAUUUGUUGGGAAAGUCAAACGUGUCGGAUUAUUUUCCGAUUCUUGCCAGGUUUGAUAUUCAAGGAGUGGAGAAAGAAAUAAGCAACAUUAUGCAAAGGGUCGACGAGAUUAUCGAAGAUAUCAUUAACGAGCGCACGAAGGUCGGAGGAGGAGGCAACAAGAACGGUGGGAAAUUGGAUUUUCUUCAAAUGCUUAUGGAGUUGAGUGAGAAACAAGAUGUUAAGACGGAAAUUGGCAAGACACAGAUCAAAGCCAUGAUCACAGAUAUCUUAAUAGGCGGGACAGACACUUUAUCAACAACGAUUGAGUGGGUAAUGGUCGAGUUUAUGCGCAAUCCAAAAGUGAUGGAAAAGGCACACAAGGAACUAAAUGAAGUUGUUGGAUUGAACAAUAUAGUGGAAGAGUUCCAUAUCCCAAAGUUAGUCUAUUUGGACGCUGUCAUAAAAGAAACGCUACGCAUACACCCAAUAGGACCCUUCUUAACCCCAAGAACUCCUAGCCAAUCCUGCACUGUGGGAGGGUACUCUAUCCCAAAGAAUUCGUCGGUCUUUAUAAACGUCUGGUCUAUUCAACAUGACCCUCUUGCUUGGGAUAAUCCGUCAGAAUUUAUGCCAGAGAGAUUUUUAGGCGAUUCUGAGAAAUGGGAUUUUAAUGGGCAAAAUAUUAAUUAUAUUCCGUUCGGAUCAGGGAGAAGAAUUUGUGCUGGACUACCACUGGCAGAGAGAAUGUUGAGGUAUGUAUUGGCUUCACUUCUGCAUUCAUUUAAUUGGCAGGCGCCAAAGGGUGAAAUAGUGGACGUAGAGGACAAAUUUGGGUUGGUAUUGAGGAAAAGGAAUCCGUUGGCUGCUAUUCCCAGUCCUAGGUUGUCUAGUAAGAAUCUCUAUGUGUAAUUUCAUAUUCUAAUUAUGUUGGUAUAGUAAUUAGCAUAUGUAUAACCGUUAUUACCUAUCACUGUUCAACAUGUUAUAAAUAAAUACGACGCUUCUUUGGUUCCA